Molecule: messenger RNA, 1026 nt
Organism: Fomitiporia mediterranea MF3/22
Lineage: Eukaryota; Fungi; Basidiomycota; Agaricomycetes; Hymenochaetales; Hymenochaetaceae
Exons: 4
Coding region: 54-1016 (320 amino acids)
Source: RefSeq, a predicted model, not a curated record
AGCCCAAUCAUUGGCAUCAAUCGACUAAACCUCUAAAACGACAGCAAAGAGGAAUGCCUUACAAAGAUGUAGACCCGCUUGCGGACACUAUUUCUCCGCGCUAUGCAUAUGAAUCGGAUGACGAAGACGAGACUGGGCUUGCAGACGUCGAUCUUAGUUCUGGGACAAAUAUUGCUCCCGACGUACCUGCUGUGGAAAUUACCUUCCUACCAGACGAGAAGAAGCAAGAGGAAUAUGGAAAUAUUCUAAUAGUUGCGAGUGGUGUUGUGGGAGCUGUGUGGGCGCGUGGUGCACACCUUGGUGAACAGGUCGGGCAGGUGAACGUCAAUAAACGUGCGGUUGGACUGGUUUUCCAGCCAUCAUGGACUAGCCAGGGUACGAAAGGCACGGUCCUCGUGUCAGAGGCAUUCGUACGCCUUCCUGUAUGGGCGAUGAACGCGUAUGCAGCAGCUGUACUUGAGCGUUACAAGCCAUCCAAGGUUAUUCUACUUGACGCUUACAGUACUGCGACAUACAUCUCUCUGAUUCCCAUUGCUCAUCACGAAGCUCCGCUACGGUAUCUAAGUACUGACCGCACACCACCUUCGUCAAAGGCACCGCUCUCCCUUUUUACGCCUCCAAAUCUACUACAGUCCACGACGGCUGCAUUUCUUAACCUACUUGCCCUUCCGAAUAUCCCAUCGCAGUCUCAAAAAUCGAAAUUUGGUUUAGGAAUUCUAGUCCCUUCCAGGCGUGCCCCGCUUCCUACUCCCAGGAGCCUUUCUCGUGAAGACGAAGCGGAUACAGAGACGAGUGCCAUUCUUAGCUUAGCUGCCCUUGCCAGUAUAGAAGACUCGGAGGAUUGGGAUCCUGCAUUAUUGAAGGCGGCUCAUUCAGCUGUAUUCGAGGCUGCAGGGCUAGGUACAUCAAGUGCUGAAUGGACAGACUCAAGAUCUUCAGAGAGGAAAGGAGAAGGAGUGAAAGCCAGCCCAAAACGACGAAGGUUCAUCGAAACGGAAGGAGGCAUGUACAUAUGAAGAAUAAAAU